Messenger RNA from Misgurnus anguillicaudatus (oriental weatherfish), 1800 nucleotides. RefSeq lists its product as uncharacterized. The record is from RefSeq and is a predicted model, not a curated record. Lineage: Eukaryota; Metazoa; Chordata; Actinopteri; Cypriniformes; Cobitidae.
AGAGCAGUCGCGCGCUGUAGAUACGGGCAAGGCUAAAGUUUAACGGUGAAAUUGUAAACUUUAGUUCAUGUCUAUGGGAAUAGAGACAGAUUUUACACAUUUUUAAUCCUGAAGGUAUACACUCGGUGGAUCGUGGAAAGCUAAAGCAGUGUUUUUCCGAGAGAAACGUGUAUUUCCGGGCGGGUAACUUGAAUCGUUUUUGGAGUCUUGAAUAUUUUAUAAACACGAAUGCAGCUCAGAUAUAGAUUAUGUCUCUGCUUCAUGCUAUUGAUGAAGCCAUCAAAAUGUGCAAAGCUGAAGAAUCAAGACUGACAGAAAGCAUCAGACAGUCCAAGGACCUUUUACGCUCAAUGAGAACCCGUGUGACGGACAUCAGUGGGUUGGAUCAUGCAGCUGCCAUCAGUACCAAAGACGAUGUUGCACCUAAAGAACAACAAGAAAUCGAACUGCUGGAUAAAGUUUUAAAGAAAGCCCUGAAAAUUCGCAGUGCAUCUGAAGGUCAUAAGGAACUUUCCUCUGACGGUGACAUCAAAACCCCUCCUAAUGACAUCAGAAACAAAUCAGCCAUCAAUCAUAAAGACAAUGAUAAAAGAAAACUCGGUCAACGUGUGCGAUCAACUGGAAGCAGUGUUAACUCUGGAGGAAUAUUGACACGGCCGGUUUCAGUUCAGAAAGCUCGUAUGGUUUUCGCGGGGAAACAGUCAGCUCAGAAGAGUGCUCCAGUGAAGAUCUCUUCCACAGGAUCCCAGCAGAAGAUCUGUGAUGAAACCAUUAAUGCUAAAGAGCCACUGAUAGAUCAGUCAAUGAAGCGUCUUUGUGAAGAUGUUCCUGUGUCCAAAACAGGAACUUCACAAUCCAAUGAAAAAUGGAUACAGUCUCCUUUAUUACCGGUUUGGCGAUCACAAAGAGCAAAACAGAUCAGGUUGUGCAAUAAAGUACUAACUCAUCAGUCCAAGUCUGUACCAGAGAGAGAUCAUUUUACUGAGAGACUCCGCUCAACUUUUCCAUCAGAAUGGCCAUCUGGAUGUCCUGCAGAUAUCAAAGCAAAGCUGGACGAACUCACGCUGCGUUGUCUGGACUUGACGCACUGCUUUCAUGCUGAACUGAGCCGGUGUACUUACCAGGGCUGCCCAGCGGGAUCACAGCCAGGUUCGUCGGGUGAGAAAUGGUUUGAGUCUUCACUGAUGCUUCAAGGUCUGGAGAAGAUGACUGAAGAACUUCUCACAAGUGCCGAUCGUCUGAAGAAAGACUGGGAAAGGUGGAACAAGUAUCAUUCGGAAACUCUGUGUCCUGUACGAAGAAAAGGGGAAUGGGGUGAUCCAGACUGUCCCUGUCUGCCGCCCGUCCUGUCUUACACCAGUGAAACUGAACUGAGACAACUGGAAACCCAAAGACUUCAAGUGGAACAACUACAGCAGGCUGUCAGCCUUCAACAGGCAAUGUCUGAUAAUCUUGCAUCAUACUGGACCAUGAUGGAUUCUGGUACGGAGCGGCCCAGUGCUGUGGUUUUGCGUGGCCUGUACUCGCUGCUGGCAGAGGGAGGGCUGCAGUUCCCAUCACUGGUUUUGGACUCUGAAUGAGCAAAAAUGACUUUAUUAGGGUAAUACACUUACAAUUCACAGCGCUCCGCAGGAACAAUAUACCGUAUGCCGAUGACGGAUCCGUUAGUAUUUUCAUGUCGAGUGUAUUCUGUGUGAACCUUUGACUCAAAUGAUUAUCAGUCAUGUGAUUUGAGGAAAUUAUGAGGAAGUGCAGCUGGGCUUUAGAAAUGGGAAUAAAACCUCCAGCUGAUUACUCUCA